Saimiri boliviensis boliviensis (Bolivian squirrel monkey) is the source of this 2031-nucleotide messenger RNA. It is a transcript of the gene BPIFC, whose product is annotated as BPI fold containing family C. Lineage: Eukaryota; Metazoa; Chordata; Mammalia; Primates; Cebidae. The record is from RefSeq and is a predicted model, not a curated record. Gene Ontology annotation, molecular function: lipid binding.
CCACAUCAGCUUCAAAGGCAGAGGGAAUUGAACGUGCUCCCAGCUUUGGACACUUCCUCUGCUUGAGUUAAUUUCAGAUGUGCACAAAGAUAAUCCCAGUCCUCUGGGGAUGUUUCCUCCUGUGGAAUCUCUACAUAUCAUCUUCUCAGACCAUUUACCCUGGAAUCAAGGCAAGGAUUACUCAGAGGGCACUUGACUAUGGUGUUCAAGCUGGAAUGGAGAUGAUUGAGCAGAUGCUAAGGCAAAAGAACCUCCCAGAUUUAAGCGGUUCUGAGUCUCUUGAAUUUCUAAAGGUUGAUUAUGUGAACUACAAUUUUUCAAAUAUAAAAAUCAAUGCCUUUUCAUUUCCAAAUACCUCACUGGCUUUUGUGCCUGGGGUGGGAAUCAAAGCACUAACCAACCAUGGCACUGCCAACAUCAGCACGGACUGGGAAUUCAAGUCUCCAAUUUUCCAAGACACAGGAGGAGCUGAUCUGUUUCUGUCCGGCGUCUACUUUACUGGUAUCAUUAUUCUAACCCGAAACAACUUUGGUCAUCCUAUCCUGAAGCUCCAAGAUUGCUAUGCCCAAGUGAGCCAUGCCCACAUUUCAUUUUCCGGAGAACUCAGUGUCCUGUAUAACUCAUUUGCUGAGCCCAUGGAGAAACCCAUUUUAAAGAACUUAAAUGAAAUGCUCUGUCCCAUUAUUGCAAAUGAAGUCGAAGCACUGAAUGCCAACCUCAGCACACUGGAGGUUUUAACCAAGAUUGACAACUACACUUUGCUGGAUUACUCACUAAUCAGUUCUCCAGAAAUUACUGAGAACUACCUUGACCUGAACUUGAAGGGUGUAUUCUACCCAUUGGAAAACCUCGUUGACCCCUACUUCUCACCAGUUCCUUUUGUGCUCCCAGAACGCAGCAACUCCAUGCUCUACAUUGGAAUUGCCGAGUAUUUCUUUAAAUCUGCAUCAUUUGCUUAUUUCACAGCUGGAGCUUUCAAUGUCACUCUCUCCACCAAAGAGAUUUCCAACCAUUUUGUUCAAAACUCUCAAGGCCUUGGCAAUGUGCUCUCCCGGAUUGCAGAGAUCUACAUCUUGUCCCAGCCCUUUAUGGUGAGGAUCAUGGCCACAGAGCCUCCUGUGAUCAAUCUACAACCAGGCAACUUCACCCUGGACAUCCCUGCCUCCAUCAUGAUGCUCACCCAAACCAAGAACUCCACAGUUGAAACCAUCGUUUCCAUGGACUUCGUUGCUAGUACCAGUGUUGGCCUGGUUAUUUUGGGACAAAGACUGGUCUGCUCCUUGUCUCUGAACAGAUUCCGCCUCGCUUUGCCAGAGUCCAAUCGCAGCAAUAUUGAGGUCUUGAGGUUUGAAAAUAUUCUGUCCUCUAUUCUUCACUUUGGAGUCCUCCCACUGGCCAAUGCAAAAUUGCAGCAAGGAUUUCCACUGCCCAAUCCACACAAAAUUUCAUUCGUCAAUUCAGAUAUUGAAGUUCUUGAGGGGUUCCUUUUGAUUUCCACCGACCUGAAGUAUGAAACAUCCUCAAAGCAGCAUCCAAGUUUCCAUCGUUGGGAAGGUCUGAACCUGAUAAGUGGAUGGUGGAGGGGGAAGUCAGCCCCUUGAUUGCUGGUUUACGAUUCACCCCAGGCAGUAAAUGGUCCUUAAUCCCACAACUACUGUAAACCCAGAAGGGGAAGACACUACACACUAGAAUUGUAAAGCCCUUGUGAAUUGCUUAAGCAGAAAGUUUUCUUUCUCAAGCCUUCAGGAACCUAGAUUAAGGCAGACUGUGUUAAAGGGCUAAAUAGAGGUGUCUGAAUGUGAGUGUAAGUAUGCUGUGUGUGCCUUUGUGUUUGUUCGUUUGUUUGGGACAAGAGCUAGGCAUGUACUUCUGACCAGGUAGGUAAGAAACUGUAAGCCUAGUAUUUGUAUUGGUCAUUCUCAGUGGAGAUCCCUUAGGCCCUCCGUGGAUUUUCCCCUGUCUACAUAUUGGAUUUCACAUUUUAUAUUCACUGUUACUGUCUUAUGUGUUUAAUUAAAAUUGUUUUCUAUC